GGCAAUUCCACAGAAUCCAUCCUGCCCGUCUACGACUCAUCACCCAGCGCCGUCGAAACCCACCGACUUUCAUCAAACAACCCAUCAACGAACCUUCGUCAGUCGAUCAGAACAUCAUCGAAAAUGGGAAAGGUUCACGGAUCUCUCGCCCGUGCCGGCAAGGUCAAGUCUCAGACCCCCAAGGUUGAGAAGCAGGAGAAGAAGAAGACCCCUAAGGGUCGCGCGAAGAAGAGACUCACAUACACUCGCCGCUUCGUGAACGUCCAGCUCACCGGUGGCAAGAGGAAGAUGAACCCCAACCCAACCUCCUAAGCUCGCCUCUUUGCUUUUCUGGGAUGAACGGUGACGCAACUUUCGGAACGACAGGACUAGAGGGCUAGAGACAUAGCGGGCGGCUACCGGGAAUGAAGGGACGAAUGGGGUCUCAUAUGACCAAGAGUACACACCCAAGGCGACUGCGGCCAAUAUGGUCUACUCAGGGACUCUUCUGAUGAUGGAAUUGCAUCUGUGUUUCUACCGAGUAUAGGCGCACCGGUUCUCCGCAACCCGGAGCCCGAGGACGCCACAUCUCAAGUCCUCGAAAACGAUUAGAGAAAUCCGAUCGAUUUGUCUGGUUACCAACAUCGCGCGCGCCGUGUCAUCGUGCAAGUGUUCGGGCAGCCUGCCAGCCACCUUAACGAUGGUGGAGACAUCUCGUCGCUGUGCACUCGACUUCUGUCGAGACAUAUUCCUUCUCAACUGUAACAGCAUGGGCAGGUUUCGAUCUGCUGCCGUGCCUCGUGCUGCCUGGCAAUUACAGGGCAUUCUUGGAUGUAAGAUAUGACGACGAGAGCAGAAGGGCAUAUGAUUUCCGUUAACUUUGAUGCCUCUGCGAGACAGACCGUGCCGUCGAGGCCUCAUGUCUGUUCCGCCAUACUGCCCCCCCCCCUAUUGGGCGGGACGCUCAGCAAUUGUCUACUUGAUAAUCACUCCACGACCACCACCAUCAUCUC
This is a messenger RNA of Diaporthe batatas, 992 nucleotides long. RefSeq lists its product as uncharacterized. Gene Ontology annotation, biological process: translation. The transcript is spliced from 5 exons. Gene Ontology annotation, cellular component: cytosolic small ribosomal subunit; ribosome. The record is from RefSeq and is a predicted model, not a curated record. Gene Ontology annotation, molecular function: structural constituent of ribosome. Lineage: Eukaryota; Fungi; Ascomycota; Sordariomycetes; Diaporthales; Diaporthaceae. Bases 124 to 312 code for a protein of 62 amino acids.